AUGGGGGGCUUAUUCUCGAGGCGUCGUGGAGAGGAAGUCGGCCCCAACCCUCUUAUAGAGCAGCUGCAGGCUGAGCUUCGAGCGCAGGAGCAAAGAACCAGGGACAUGGAGGAAUCGCGUCAACAGGCGCAGGAGCAGCUGUUGAGAAUUCUGGAAGAGCAGCGCAGUCUUCGCGAGAUGCAUACGAACGCUGCGGAGGAGAUGCGGAACGCGGCGGAAGAGCGUAUGCGAACGGAGGCCAUACAGAGGCAGGCGGAAGAUGCCGCACGGGCGGCGGAGGCAGCUAGGCAGCGCGCCGAGGAGAGCAACAGGCUAGCGGAGCAGCAGAGGCUUCAGGCCGAGGCAGGCAGGCAGGCAGCAGAGGCGCGGAUGCAACAAGCGGAGGAGAACGCAAGACGCGUUGAGCAGGAAAGAAUCCAGGCAGACCAAGCACGUGCCAAUGCGGAGGACAAUGCGCGCAGGGCUGACGACGACAGAAGACUCGCCGACGAACAGAGGAGACAGGCAGAAGAAGAGAUGGCACGCGCAGACGAGGCCAGGGCGAUUGCCGAGGAGCAGCGUAGGGCGGCGGAGGAGCAACGGAUCAGGAGCGAGGCAGAGCGCAUGCGGGCGGACGAAGAAGCACGCAGGGCUCGUCUCCAGCAGGAGCAGGCAGAGCAAGCUAGGGCCGAGGCAGACAGAAUGGCGGCGGAGGCUCAGGCCGCCUUCGAGAGGGCGCAGCAGGACCUUAAAGAGGGCAUCCGGCCUAUCCUUACGCCCACCGUGGAGGAGUUCGAGGAGACGAAGCGUCGCGUUCAGUAUCGAGAGGGCAUCUUCCAUUUCGCAGUCGCCGGGAUAUCUGGAAGCGGCAAGUCGUCGAUUAUCAACGCUGUCCGCGGCAUGCGCAACAACGACAGGGGUCCGUUGGUCGCGCGCACCGGCGUGACGGAGACGACUAGCGACAUCAGUCGUUACCCCGACCCGAACACGGCGAACCCGUGGGUGUGGUAUGAUAUCCCCGGUGCUGGUACGCUGCAAAUUCCCGACUGGGUGUACUUCAACGCCCAAGGCCUAUACAUCUUCGACUGCAUCAUCGUCCUCACCGACAAUCGCUUCACUCAGACCGACGAAGCCAUCAUCCGGAAUUGCGAGCGAUUUAAUAUACCGACGUACAUCGUGCGCUCAAAAUCGAGGCAGCACAUACAAAAUGUGUUGAACGACCUACCGCUCGAGGACGAUGAGGAUGAGGACGACCCUCAGCGAUUGGUGAGAGCGCGCGAGGAGUAUAUCCGCAAGACGCGCGAGAGCAUUGCCAAGAAUUUGGAUCGUGCCGGGCUUUCCUCCCAUCGCGUAUAUGUCGUCGACAAGGAGAACCUGGUUCAGAUUGCCAAGGGUAAGAGGGCGAGAGAUGCCCUGGAGGAGCGCGAGUUACUCGACGACUUGAUUACCGAGGCGCGCAAUCGCAGAGUUCGCGUCGUCGUCAGGUAA
This is a messenger RNA of Postia placenta MAD-698-R-SB12, 1467 nucleotides long. RefSeq lists its product as hypothetical. The record is from RefSeq and is a predicted model, not a curated record. NCBI's taxonomy places the organism in Eukaryota, Fungi, Basidiomycota, Agaricomycetes, Polyporales, Adustoporiaceae. Gene Ontology annotation, cellular component: membrane. Gene Ontology annotation, molecular function: GTP binding. Bases 1 to 1467 code for a protein of 488 amino acids. The transcript has a single exon.